Messenger RNA from Ordospora colligata OC4, 2100 nucleotides. RefSeq lists its product as uncharacterized. Bases 1 to 2100 code for a protein of 699 amino acids. The transcript has a single exon. Lineage: Eukaryota; Fungi; Microsporidia; Ordosporidae. The record is from RefSeq and is a predicted model, not a curated record.
AUGUUUCUUGUUCCAUUGACAAUCAGAAAUAAUUUAAACUUAAUGUCAAGAUUCAAUCCAAGGAAGAGCAGGGCUGUUGUGUUAGACGAUGUGCUGUACUUGUUGCUGUGGAAUAAAGAAUACCUGGAACUGGUCUCUAUUCCUUUAUUGGGACAAUGUGAAGAGCAAUGCUUUGUAAAAGCAAUCUUUGCACUGGAUGCAUCAAUUACUGUGGUAAACAAUACAAUUCGCAUAUAUGCGAUUACAAAAAGCAACUUAUAUUACUUUGGAGACAGACUUGACAUUUUCAAUGAGGUCCCACAUUUGUUUGGAUCUCCAGAGAUUAGCGCAUGGGAUGAAAAUCUGGUUAUAUUCGAUAGAAAUGUGUUCUAUUCAUUCACAGGUGAUGGGUUUAGAAAUCUCCAUAUUUCUCCAUACUUUAAAAGUGUAACAUAUCACACAUGUGGUAAAUCUUCAGGUAUGGAUGUAAUUGUCUACCAAACAAGCAAUUACACAUCGAUAUAUUCAAUCGAUGGCAAACCAGUUCUGGAAAAACAUCCUUUUGUAGGAAGUGUAUUCAUUAACAAUGGGAAACUACUCGUUCAUGAAAGUGGUCAUCCGUUUAUUCAUGAAGUUUCCAAUAGAAUUGAAAUACUCACAAGAAUAAAUACAAACAUCAAGAUAAGCGUAGUCUGGAAGGAAAUGCUUUAUUAUCAAGGAAUGCUUUGUAUCAGUGGAACUACAUCAGGAGGCAAUGUUUUGUAUGUCGAUGGACAUCUGUUUGAUACAAAGGAUUUGGUUCAGUCGUUUUUGGUAUACAGAGACUGCUUUAUUGGAGUUAGUGAGAAUUUUGUUUACUUCUUACCUAAUGACAAGGAUUCUACAAUGAAAUUAUUGAGUAGUGAAGAGAGAUUAUUGAAUAAUGCACUCAGCGGAAGCUUCACACCACACACAUGUAGAAAUUUUGGAUUUACUGAUAUCACAAACAUUAAGAAGCAAAGAACACAUGUAGGACACUUUCUAGCAUUCCUUGUUUAUUGUGGAUUCAAGAUUGAAUGCAGCAAGCUGAUAUGCAACAGUCUUAAUAAGCUGCAAACUAUUGAAAGUUCUGGAAGCCAUGAUCAAGAUAGUGCACAUAAAACGCUCAGAAUGAUAAAGAUUCUGAACGAUAUAGGAAGAUUUGGUUAUAAAGCAUAUAAAGUGUUUGUAGGAAAGUGUAUUGAUACUGAGAGGAUAUACACUAAGGUUACAGAAACAAUAGAUCCUGAAGAUGUCACUGAAGAUAUGCUAAUUGAGAUGUUAGAGUUAUCAUUUAGAAAUAUUGAUUUUCUUGAAAGUCCAAGGUACUUCUUGAUAAAAGGAAAAAAACAGAUGGAGCAAGGAGUGGACUUCAUGAAUGCAUUUUAUAAAUGUAAUGGAAUGUUUGACGACGUGUUGAAUGUUCUAGAGCAAAACGGACGAGCAGUAGAAAUAGUAAUGUUGUGGAAGAAGACAAGAAAUUGCCGUGAAGAAUCUCUCGAGCUGUUAUUCAAAUAUAAGCUUGUUAAUUUUGUAUCUUGCGAAUAUGAAGAUGAAAUAAUCAGUGGUGCCGAUGUUUUAGGGUGCCUGUGUGAAAUUUGGGACAAAAGCAAUAGAAGGGUGGAGAAUGCUAGUUCGAUUGUAAGCUUUAUAGACGGGAGAUAUGAUCUUUUGCAUGGAUAUUUGCUUCCCUGUGGAUUAAGGAUUCUUAUAAGUCCGAUGCUUGUUCAGAUUUUUUUUGAGCAGCAAAUGCAUUUUGAACAGGUUGCUUCAUUUCUAUUAUAUAAUGAGAUGAAGAUUGAAGCAGCAAUGCUGUAUUAUUGCAAAUUUUGCAAAACAGGAGAAACAGAAUUUGCUAAUGGGUUUCUGAGGAAUAUUGAUGAGAAGGUUUUUGUGUAUGAAGGUAAAUUUGUUGGAAAGGAAACUUUUGACAAGCCAUGCAUUCAGAAUAACGAGGACUACAGAAAUAGGAUAUUAGAAAAUAUUGAUAUUGCUACAAAAAUGGAUGAUGGAUGUUUAUGGACCGAUUGCUUGAAGGCAGAGCAAUAUCCAAGUGAAUAUGAAGAGUAUAUGAAGAUUCUGAAUCAAAAGGGAAUAAAAUAG